This is a messenger RNA of Sphaerodactylus townsendi, 4890 nucleotides long. It is a transcript of the gene SHISA2, whose product is annotated as shisa family member 2. The transcript is spliced from 2 exons. Bases 1490 to 2377 code for a protein of 295 amino acids. Gene Ontology annotation, biological process: negative regulation of fibroblast growth factor receptor signaling pathway; negative regulation of Wnt signaling pathway. The record is from RefSeq and is a predicted model, not a curated record. Gene Ontology annotation, cellular component: endoplasmic reticulum. NCBI's taxonomy places the organism in Eukaryota, Metazoa, Chordata, Lepidosauria, Squamata, Sphaerodactylidae.
CUCGGCCACGGCGAAAGGAAGGAAACCAACAGCUCUCCAUUCAGGGAGGAAAGGGGAGAGUGGGAGUGGAGAGCCGGCCUGCAGGACGCAUGCGCGCCUGGAGGGUGUAGGGUGCCUAUAAUAACACAGCCAGCAAGUCGGCGGAGAAGCAGCGACGGGAGCCCGCGCGCCCCGGGAACUCCUGCUGGCCGCCACCUCCGGCACAUGAGCCGGUCCGGGAGCGCCCCAGUGGCCGCGCGCCUGCAGGGAAGGGGAGGGCCGGCCAGCUGGCUGCAAACGGCGGGGCGCCUCCUUGCAGAGGAGUGAGGCGGAGGGGCUGCCCGCCGGGGGCUCCUGCUGGCCUCUGCCAAGGCGCGGGGAGAGGAAGACGAGCCGGCGGCUGAGAGGGAAAACUCCGGGCGGGACAGCAGAGCGCGGCCGGCCAGGUGCUGCUGCUGUUGCUGCUGCUCCGGCUGCCAGCCUGAAGCUUCGCGCGCUGGGGAGUUGCCGCCCGGCGGGGCUGGAGUCACUUCGGGGCGGGCAGGCGGCGAUUGAGACUUUUUGAAGAGGCGACGAGGGCUGACAAUGGACGUGGUUGGAGAGUGAGGCGGGGGAGCCUGUCCGCGCCUGCCCUGCGCGCCCCGACGCCACCCCGCGGACUUGCCGGAGGGUUAUGGUUGCGGGAGCGCCCGGUCCCGCCUCGGCUGGGCUCGCUGACCCUGAGCGGCGAGUGGGCGGGGGAGAGGUCUUGCGGCGCGUCUCCCCCCCGGGGCCCCCCUCCGGCGGCCGCAUUCCUGGGGCGGCGUCCAGCCCGCGCCUGCUGCUCUCCCGCUUUCAGCAGCCUCCCGGCACUGUCUCUUCGGACUCAUGAGAAGGGCGGCUCGGAAGCGCCUGCGGAGCCCCGGAGGCAGCUGCUGCCUGCCGGGCGAGGGAGGCGCCCCCGGCCAGUGAGUCCGCUGUGUGGCGCCUCGACCCGGCUCGUCGGGAUCCCUGCUCCGUGGGAUUGAUUCCUUCCACCUGGCCCCCUCCCCGCCGACUGGAUACCCAACUAGCUGUCGCCCCAAGGCGCUCUGCAACCUGCCGCGAGGAACUCGGCGAAGCGGGCGAAGACUUUACAUACAGACGCCCCAACAAGUUCUCCAUUCCCAGCGUGCCCCGGGCAAGCCAGGCCAGCGUGGCGCCGCUGAGUGCCCGCGUGGGUGUCCCCACCUGGGCAGAACAUCUCCAGGGGCCCCUCCUCCCCAGAGCGCCGGCAGGCGUCCAGAGCUGCUUUCCUGGGCGGUGUGACCCCGCUGCUAGGAGGACCGUCCCGCCCCGCGCAUCCUGAGACAUCGCCUCCCACCGCACCAAGUUGUGCCCCCACCGCACCAAGCCAUUUCUGUGCGUUCCUCUCUCUGCUUCGCACGACAGCCAGGGGAGACGAGACGCGCGUCUAGGGGACCUGCACGUCUGAACGGUGCCCGGGUUGGGACGUCGGGCGCUGCUGCUGGUGCUGCCCCCUGGCGGUGCCAUGUGGAGGGGGCGCUGCUGUCUGCGGCGGGCGGCGCUGGGCGGGGGGCUCUGGCUGCCGGUGUUGCUGCUGGGGCUGCUGCUGGGGCUGGCGUCGAGGGCGCGGGGCAGCGGCGAGUACUGCCACGGCUGGCUGGACGGCGCGGUCUGGCGGGACGGUUUCCAGUGCCCGGAGCACUUCGACGACGGCGACGCCACCAUCUGCUGCGGCACCUGCGCCCUGCGCUACUGCUGCGCCCGAGCCGAGGCCCGGCUGGAUCAGGGCGUGUGUGACAACGACCGGCAACAGGGCGGAGCCGAGCACGGCCGGCCGGACAAGGACAUCCCCGACGGCGCGGCAGUGCCUAUCUAUGUGCCGUUCCUUAUCGUUGGAUCUGUUUUUGUUGCCUUCAUCAUCUUGGGCUCUCUGGUUGCAGCUUGCUGCUGCCGAUGCCUGCGGCCCAAGCAAGAGCCUCAGCAGAGCAGAGCGCCCGGAGGUAACCGGAUGAUGGAGACCAUUCCCAUGAUUCCAAGCGCCAGCACCUCCCGAGGGUCGUCCUCACGUCAAUCAAGUACUGCUGCCAGCUCCAGUUCCAGUGCCAACUCGGGGGCCAGGGGCCCCCCUACCAGGUCUCAAACCAACUGCUGUUUACCAGAAGGGACCAUGAAUAAUGUAUAUGUCAACAUGCCUACGAAUUUUUCAGUACUGAACUGCCAGCAGGCUACACAGAUAGUGCCGCACCAGGGACAGUAUUUGCACCCGCAGUAUGUAGGAUAUGCUGUUCAGCAUGACUCCAUGGCUCCCGUACCACCUUUUCUGGAUGGUCUCCAAAGCGGAUACAGGCCAAUUCAGUCUCCUUAUCCUCACAGCAAUAGUGAACAGAAGAUGUACCCAGCAGUGACUGUAUAACUUGAAGGAGGGGAGGUGAAUGAAUCACACAAACAAUAUAUAUAUAUUGCUCCAACAGACUGAGUGGAGGAUAAAGCUUUUGGGACAAAGUCUGCUGAACAUAAUUUGUAAAUAAUUUCAGAUGGCUCGUGCAUGUCAGACUGUGUUUAUAUAUUUUCCCCCCACCCCCCCAUUGGAUUCAUUUGCCAAAAAAAGGGAACACCCUCUCCGAAGAUAUCUUUGAAUUAACAUUUCCGAAUAGUUCUUCCAUUCCAGUGCAUGAUUGACAGAGGCAAAGGAUUACUCUGGAGAGGUAUCUACAUUUCAAGUAGUUAAGUGUUUGUGAAAGUGAGUAGAUGCCUCAGCCAAUAAGUGCCCUUCAGGUGCAAUACAGAGGAAUUUGCCUAGAUAAUAGAAUACAUGCUAUAAAAGAUCGUAUUUUAAAAGCAUCCUCCUCUUCCGCUAACUACUCUUCAUAUUUGCUGUACUGACAAUCAUGGUGAUGGCAGAAGGCGAUACAGUGCAUUUCUUGUUAGCUACAGAGUCCUUGGAGCUUAAUCUGAAAUCACCACAUUUUAUGAUAACAAUUUCCUCCAUAGGCAGUGUGCAAACAAUUUCAUUUCCAGAGGGACUUGAAGCGAUCCAGUGUUUUUGGAUCCUUUUGUCUAUUUGGCUGUGAUCCAAAGAGUUUGCUACCACCUCAUCUUCUUUCAAUAGCCGCAUCUGCUCUUGAAUGUCCCCUUAGAGAUGCUGGCCAGAUGACACAAAGGAAUGCCACGAGCCCCCAAAGCCCCCUUGGUUUCUUGCACCUAGCUGAGAAGGAAAUUUGUUGGUUUCUGAUACAGCCAGGAUCUUCUGAGAUUUUGAAAAAAGGGUUACUUACCUUGUUUUUUAAAUCAGAAGGGGAAAGGUUUUGUUUCAUCCGGUAAUAACCACAGAAAAUGAUGAUUUUGGCUUUUUGUCCUUCACAUUUCAAGUUUGAUUGCAUUUAUAGACAAAGUUUGCAAAGGCUACUGCAGUCCUCACAACACAGUUGCUUUAUAUUUUAACUGCAGUGGCAAGCAAUGGAUUGCAUCCAAGGGUGUCUCCAGAAGGACCCCACUUCUAGUUAAAUGGAAGCCAAAAAUGAAAUCCAGGCCCAGGUGGUGUGUGCCACAGACAUCGGUGUUCAUUUCUAUUACUGCUCUUACUGACCAUCUGUGGUGUGUGUGCAUAUGAAAUCAGUCCCAACAGCUGUAUUGGGAAUGACUCACACAGCUAUAACUAUAGAAAGAUUUCUUUAAAGGGUGCUAGAAGUAAAUACCAAAUCACUUAAAUGCUUUUGGGAGGGGAAUCGCAGACAACACCAUCUUUAUAUCUUUCCACUGUGUAAAAGUGAUUUGAGUAACAAAUUAUUACAAACUUUGGGGUGCCAUUAUCUGAAGGAUACUAUUGCACUAAUCUUGAUGAAUUCUAUUGGUCAUCAGCUAGGGGUUUGGGCAGUUGUUAUAAAAGAAUGGGAAGAUCAGCAAAAGUAUUUUCAUCCAUUUUAUGCUUUGGGAGUCCAGUGCUUGUGGGGCUGCAAACUUUUUCAAAAUGUAUGUAGGGGUCAGCUACCUGGAGUACAAAGGGGUUUUCUUUCUGGGUAAACAUACAUGAGCUUGUGCUUCAAGGUUAGCUAUUUUGGUCUAAAAGCAGCAAUAUAAGAGACAUUCAAUACGUUUCUGUUUACAAAAGCCAAACGUGUUGUCAACUGUGCUAAUUCAAUUGGCUUAAACAUUUUUUACAUGCACAAGUAAAAAAGAUAGAAAAGGAAAAAUGUUUCUUCACUAAUGAGAUACGACUAUGAGUACACAGAUAGUCAGUACUCUGAUCCAGAGAACUGGGUGCACUUGGGAGUGUCCUUUACAGCUUUUGCAUGUAUGAAUUUUAUACCAUGUAAGAACUGUUCACAUCAAACACUCCUGAUGGAUGAUUGUCCCCUACAAAGUACUACAGUGAAAAAUGACCGGGUCUCACAUUUGGGAGAUACUGCAGGAAACUUUUUGCAGAGAAAAAGGAUGCUGGGUCUCCAAGAGUUUUAGUUGAAAUGAUAUGGAAGGUGCUCAGCAUCUCGCUGGAUUAGUCCCCACUGUUUGUUUAUUUUCAGGGAAAUACUCAGAGACUACGGUUAGCUUUUUUUUCCAACUGUAAAAUAAAGUUAGCAGUCUUUUUGUCUCUUUCCCAGAGUUCCAAAUUUCACAGAUUUCACUGCACACACCAUUUUGCUUACAUGAAGAAUCAGGUGUAUUUCCUGGUUUACUUGUUUAUGAAUAAGUUAAAUCGACACUAUGUAGAAAUGAAUUUACAACAGAUGGGGGAAAUGCUCUGAGUUGUAAUUUUUAAAAAAUAAGUUUGUGAUGUGGUGUUUUAUAUGUCUUGUAUAAUAAUGUAAAACCAAUGUUAUUGUUUGGUAUAAUUUUUUAGACAAAAUUCUUAAAGGGAACUUGAGUAGGCGAUUCUUACAAGAGAAAACAAAAGAUCUUUUGUUUCAUAAUAAAUAUUUUAUGGCGUGA